This is a messenger RNA of Camarhynchus parvulus, 1625 nucleotides long. RefSeq names its product acyl-CoA 6-desaturase-like. Bases 252 to 1586 code for a protein of 444 amino acids. The transcript is spliced from 12 exons. The record is from RefSeq and is a predicted model, not a curated record. Gene Ontology annotation, molecular function: oxidoreductase activity, acting on paired donors, with oxidation of a pair of donors resulting in the reduction of molecular oxygen to two molecules of water. NCBI's taxonomy places the organism in Eukaryota, Metazoa, Chordata, Aves, Passeriformes, Thraupidae. Gene Ontology annotation, biological process: lipid metabolic process. Gene Ontology annotation, cellular component: membrane.
UAUGUGCGAGGAUAAAGUGCAUCAGUGCGGGGACAGCCAGCCUAGGGGGCACUUCCGAGCAGGCGGAGAGAAACGAGAAACAAAGAGAAGGGAGGACAUGAGCGAAGGCGAAGGGAGGGAGCAGGGGAUCAGCUGAGUUCAAUCCCGCCAGGAAAGCUCUUCCCGUCCGGCACAUCCCCGAGAGGCGCAGGGACGGCUUCUCCCCCCUCCUCUCCCACUCUGGUCAAGAAGACAAAGAAUCGAGCGGCCCCAUGGGGAAAGGGGGUGAGCAAGGGGGGGACUCGGGGGAGCCGGCGGCGCAGAUCCGCUUCUACACCUGGGAGGAGAUCCAGAAGCACAACCUGAGGACGGACAAGUGGCUGGUGAUAGAGCGAAAGGUUUAUAAUGUCACCAAGUGGGCAAACAGGCACCCGGGGGGCCAGCGAGUCAUCAGCCACUGCGCCGGCGAAGAUGCCACGGAUGCAUUCAAAGCCUUCCACAUCAAUCCCACCUUGGUGCAGAAGUUUCUCAAGCCCCUGCUUAUUGGAGAACUCGCUCCAGGGGAGCCCAGCCAGGACCGAGACAAAAAUUCCCAGCUGGUGGAGGAUUUCCGGACCCUGCGGAAGACAGCAGAGGACAUGAACCUGUUCCGAGCCAGCCCCUUGUUCUUCUCCUGUUACCUGGGCCACAUCAUUGUCAUGGAAGUUUUGGCUUGGCUCAUGAUUUCCUACUUUGGGACCGGCUGGAUCACAACCCUCAUCCUUGCCUGCCUCCUUACAACUUCCCAGGCCCAGGCAGGGUGGCUGCAACAUGAUUUUGGACACCUCUCUGUCUUCAAGAAGUCUUCCUGGAACCACAUCGUGCACAAGUUUGUCAUUGGGCACCUGAAGGGAGCCUCUGCAAACUGGUGGAACCACCGCCACUUCCAGCACCACGCCAAGCCCAACAUCUUCCGGAAGGACCCAGAUGUGAACAUGCUGCACAUUUUUGUCCUGGGAGACACACAGCCCGUUGAGUAUGGCAAGAAGAAGCUGAAGUACCUGCCUUACAACCACCAGCACGAAUACUUCUUCUUCAUCUUCCCACCUCUGCUCAUCCCUGUGUAUUUCCAAAUCCAAAUCAUCUCGACCAUGAUCAAGCACAGGUUCUGGGCGGACCUGGCCUGGGCCAUCAGCUACUACCUGCGCUACUUCAUCACCUACAUCCCAUUCUACGGCGUCCUGGGAUCCCUGUGCCUCCUCACGUUUGUCAGGUUUCUGGAGAGUCACUGGUUCGUGUGGGUCACCCAGAUGAAUCACAUUCCAAUGGAAAUUGAUUCUGAGAAGCACAGAGACUGGCUGAGCUCCCAGAUGGCAGCAACCUGCAACAUUGAGCAGUCCUUUUUCAACGACUGGUUCACCGGGCACCUGAACUUCCAGAUCGAGCAUCACCUGUUUCCAACAAUGCCACGGCACAACUUCUGGAAGGUGAAGCCUUUGGUGAAGUCAUUAUGUGCCAAGUAUGGAGUCCACUAUGAGGAGAAGCCUCUCGGGAAAGCGUUCGUAGACAUCGUUGGGUCCCUCAAGAAAUCUGGAGAUCUCUGGCUGGAUGCUUAUCUCCAUAAGUGAUCAUGAAUCUUUCUGGGGAGGUGUGAGUGACCGGGAGGG